AUGGAAAACUCUGGCUCUGUCUCCCUUCCCUCCUCCCCUUCUCCAUCUUAUACCUUUCCUUUCCUCCCUAACCUUUCCACACCUUCCUCCUCUCCCUCACUUUCUCCAUCCCCAAGUGUAGCCUCCACAGCUCUUUUUUGCUUUUUCCUUUCACUCCUUUCCCUGCUGGGCAUUCUCGGAAACCUCUACACUCUGGGGCUUGUGAUUCAACGCCGCAGGGGCCCAAGAAGGAGGCGAAUAGCACCUACCUGCUGUUUGACUCCUGCUUGCCUCAGAGUCUCUUCCCCUUCCCACUCUCCCACCUCCUGUCCCUCUCCCUCCUCCUCCACCUCCUCUUCCCUCCACCUGCAGGUUCUAAGUCUGGCUUUGGCGGAUCUGCUCUACCUCUCCACCGCACCCUUCAUCGUCUAUGCCAGCUUGGUGUCUGACUGGGCAUUCGGAGAGCUUGGUUGUCGGCUCCUGCUCAGCCUGGACCUGCUCACCAUGCAUGCUAGCAUCUUCACUCUGACUGCAAUGAGUCUGGACCGAUACCGGGCUGUGGCCGAUCCCCUGGCGGCUUCUUCAGCACCUUCCUCUGGCUUGCUCCGUGUGGCUUUAGCCUGGGGCCUUGCUGUGGCACUUACCCUGCCAAUGAUGAUCACCCUGCAUCUGGAAGAUGGGGAAAACCAGGAGGGAAAGCUAUGUGUUCCAGCAUGGGAUGAGCAAAGUUCCAAAGCAUACCUCAGUGUGCUAUUCUGCACCAGUAUUCUAGGACCAGGACUGGCCAUAGGGGGUCUAUACGCAGCCCUAGGAAGGCUCUACUGGGUUUCUCAGACACAGCCUGCCUGGGCUGGAGGAAGUAGUGCCUAUCCGCCCCGUGCCCCACGGCCCAAAGUCCUGUUGCUCAUCUUGGGAAUUGUGCUCACUUUCUGGGCCUGUUUUCUCCCGUUCUGGAUCUGGCAACUACUACCGCUGUAUCGACCAGAUGUUCUACGUGUGGUACCUGUAGGCACACAAGUUACUGUGAACCGUAUCUUGACCGGACUAACGUACGGGAACUCAUGUGUAAAUCCAUUUUUCUACACGCUACUGACAGGCAAGCGGCAACGGACCAGCAGGCAGACAACAAGCGCCGCCGCUCCACUCUGCCAAAAAGGCAGUUCUGGUCACCAAUGA
Messenger RNA from Colossoma macropomum (tambaqui), 1155 nucleotides. RefSeq names its product urotensin-2 receptor. Gene Ontology annotation, molecular function: urotensin II receptor activity. Bases 1 to 1155 code for a protein of 384 amino acids. Gene Ontology annotation, biological process: neuropeptide signaling pathway. Gene Ontology annotation, cellular component: membrane. The record is from RefSeq and is a predicted model, not a curated record. The transcript has a single exon. NCBI's taxonomy places the organism in Eukaryota, Metazoa, Chordata, Actinopteri, Characiformes, Serrasalmidae.